Messenger RNA from Trichomonas vaginalis G3, 561 nucleotides. RefSeq lists its product as uncharacterized. The record is from RefSeq and is a predicted model, not a curated record. NCBI's taxonomy places the organism in Eukaryota, Parabasalia, Trichomonadida, Trichomonadidae. The transcript has a single exon. The coding region runs from base 1 to 561 and encodes 186 amino acids.
AUGAAGAACAGUCAAAAGUGUGAAGCACUCGAAUUAAUCAAGACAAAAUACAAUCUUAUGCAUUGUGAGCAAGAUUGUUUGAAAAAAGCUAAUGCAAUCCUUAAUCAUCAAAAAAUCAAGAAUUUAACAUCAGCAGAACUCAAAAGAAAAUUUACAGAUGUAAUUUCCAAAACUACUGGUGUUCCUCAUUACAAUCAGAGCAGCUUUGCCAAAAUUAAUGUUUACUCACUCGCGGUCAACGAUAAUAAUUUGGCCGGACAAUCGUCCAGUAAUACGAGUUUGGCCGGACAAUUGUCCAGUAACGAGAGUUUGGCCGUACAAUCUGCCAGAAAUGACGGUUUGGCCGACCAAGCAGCCCAAUUUGUACGCUAUCAAAGCGAUCGUUUUGAAGAUGAUACUGACCUCCCAAAUAAUGUUGAUGUCAAUUAUGAAGCAGAGAGACAGUUUAUUGCAGAAACAGAAGUUAUGCCAGAGCCUGCAAUUCUCAACACCGGCUCAGAUUCUGUUCAAAUAAGUUUACAGAUCGAUCAGAACUUAUAUUGGAAAGGCCCAAAUGAAUAA